Messenger RNA from Fukomys damarensis (Damara mole-rat), 1575 nucleotides. RefSeq names its product BMI1 proto-oncogene, polycomb ring finger (gene Bmi1). The coding region runs from base 327 to 1352 and encodes 341 amino acids. The transcript has 9 exons. Gene Ontology annotation, cellular component: PRC1 complex. Gene Ontology annotation, molecular function: promoter-specific chromatin binding. Gene Ontology annotation, biological process: negative regulation of transcription by RNA polymerase II. The record is from RefSeq and is a predicted model, not a curated record. Lineage: Eukaryota; Metazoa; Chordata; Mammalia; Rodentia; Bathyergidae.
GGUGUCUGCCUGGUAUCUGCAGCAGCCUCUGGGCUGCUCGCCUGCAGGACAAAUGGAAGCCGGAGACCCGAAGGAGCCCAGCUCCCAGCCCCCUCCGCCAACUGCUUGUCUUCCUCCAGGAACGACGCGAGAGGCCAGAAGUAGAUUUAGUUGAAUCUUUCUGCACCAUUUCAGUAGGAUUUAUUCAGAUCUGCUUAGUAAAUUCCUUCUGUAGGAAACGUUGGGAUGGUCCAGCUGUACAGUGUUAAACGGCUUUUAUGAACUCAGUUUCAGAGUGUGCAGUUAACUAGGAGUUAGAGAUCAUCUUGAUUCUCUUUCUUUGAAUUAUGGCCAGUAUUUCUGUGUUUUACAGGACCUUUUAUUCAGUAGAAAUGCAUCGAACAACCAGAAUCAAGAUCACUGAGCUCAAUCCCCACCUAAUGUGUGUGCUUUGUGGAGGGUACUUCAUUGAUGCCACCACCAUAAUAGAAUGUCUACAUUCCUUCUGCAAAACGUGUAUUGUGCGUUACCUGGAGACCAGCAAGUACUGUCCUAUCUGUGACGUCCAAGUUCACAAAACCAGGCCACUGCUGAAUAUAAGGUCUGAUAAAACACUUCAAGAUAUCGUAUACAAAUUAGUUCCAGGGCUUUUCAAAAAUGAAAUGAAGAGAAGAAGGGAUUUUUAUGCAGCUCAUCCUUCAGCUGAUGCUGCUAAUGGCUCUAAUGAAGAUAGAGGAGAAGUUGCAGAUGAAGAGAAGAGAAUUAUAACAGACGAUGAGAUAAUAAGCUUAUCCAUUGAAUUCUUUGACCAGAACAGAUUGGAUCGGAAAGUAAACAAAGACAAAGACAAGUCUAAGGAGGAGGUGAAUGAUAAAAGGUAUUUACGAUGCCCAGCAGCAAUGACUGUGAUGCACUUAAGAAAGUUUCUCAGAAGUAAAAUGGACAUACCUAAUACUUUCCAGAUCGACGUCAUGUAUGAAGAGGAGCCUUUAAAGGAUUACUAUACACUAAUGGACAUUGCCUACAUCUAUACCUGGAGAAGGAAUGGCCCACUUCCUUUGAAAUACAGAGUUCGACCUACUUGUAAGAGGAUGAAGAUCAGUCACCAGAGAGAUGGACUGACAAAUGCUGGAGAACUGGAAAGUGACUCUGGGAGUGACAAGGCCAACAGCCCAGCAGGAGGUAUUCCCUCCACCUCUUCUUGUUUGCCCAGCCCCAGUACUCCAGUGCAGUCUCCUCAUCCACAGUUUCCUCACAUUUCCAGCACCAUGAAUGGAACCAGCAGCAGCCCCAGUGGUAACCACCAAUCUUCCUUUGCCAAUAGACCUCGAAAAUCAUCAGUAAAUGGGUCGUCAGCAACGUCAUCUGGUUGAUUCCUGAGACUGUUAAGGAAAAAGUUUUAAACUCCUGAUUUAUAUAGAUAUCUUCAUGCCAUUACAGCUUUAUAGAUGCUAAUACAUGUGACUAUCGUCCAGUUUGCUUUCUUUUGUAGUGACAUUAAAUUUGGCUGUAAAAGAUGGACUAGAUGUGAUACUCGUAUGGACAUUAAUUGAAAAGAAAGAUUAUUCCUAUAAAGAAUUGGAUUCUGGGAAGGCA